Syngnathoides biaculeatus (alligator pipefish) is the source of this 3376-nucleotide messenger RNA. It is a transcript of the gene tub, whose product is annotated as TUB bipartite transcription factor. The transcript has 12 exons. Gene Ontology annotation, biological process: protein localization to cilium. NCBI's taxonomy places the organism in Eukaryota, Metazoa, Chordata, Actinopteri, Syngnathiformes, Syngnathidae. The coding region runs from base 114 to 1847 and encodes 577 amino acids. The record is from RefSeq and is a predicted model, not a curated record. Gene Ontology annotation, cellular component: cilium.
AACCGCAUACCGGCUGGGUCGCUCCAUCAAGUGGGUGAGCCGCUUCCUGAUGCGCAAGCCCCGCCCCUUUCAUCCAGAGGAAGUCGAACGCAGCAUCGAUCCGCGUGGAGCCAAUGAAAAGGCGCGUGCACGCGGAACUGACAGCUAUCCGAACCCCCGCCCCCACUACGCCGCCCCCCUCCUCUCUCUCUCUCUCUCUCUCACUCACCCUACUGUCAGACGAGCGCGGAGAAAACCCAACAGGACCGCCGCCGGUGCCGGACGCGCACCGCAUCUGCUCGCUCCGAUCCCGGUGGGCGGAGGACCGAGCGAGCGACCGAGGCCUCUCGCGCAGUCGGCCGUCGGGAGACAUGGAGGGGGUCGGCAGCAACAGGAGCAUGUCGUACAGCAGAUGGAGCUAUGACAACACUUUGGACGACGAGGGCACCAACCUCCGACAGCAGAAGCUUGAUCGGCAGCGGGUGCUGCUCGAGCAAAAGCAGAAGAAGAAGCGUCAGGAGCCCCUGAUGGUCCAGUCCAACGUGGACGGGCGAUCCCGCGCCCGCCGCGGUGCCAAGCAGAGCGAGGAGCAGGCGCCGUUGGUGGAAUCCUACCUCAGCAGCAACAGCGUGCAAGAAGCCAAGCCGGAGGAGGUGAAGGUGAAAAGCGACCCGCAGCCGCCGCGCUCGGCCAAAAAGGGCCGAGGGUCGGCCGGCUCCACUCCUCAGACGGCCAGCGACAAAAAGGAGAGGAAGGGGAAGCACAAAGGCGCGGACGGCCUGGCCUGCCAGUCGGAGGACGGCCAGAUCCAAAUCUUGACAGUCGGUCACCCCUCGUCAGAGGACGGCGAGGGCGAGCCGGUCAUGAGCUGCACGCCGUCGCAGAGCAAGCAGGACCUCCGGGUGACCAUGCUCAAAAAAGGCAUCUCCAGCAGUAUGAACUUUGAUGAAGAAGAAGACGACGACGACGAAAUUAGUUCCACUUCCUCCCAGCUCAACAACAACACGAGGCCGGGCUCCGCCACCAGCAAGAAGUCGUGCAAGGACGUUGCAUCUGCCCCAACUCCGCCCGUCACCGAACCUGCCGUUGAUGUGGACGACCUUGAAGAGUUUUCCCUGCGACCUGCGCCGCAGGGAGUCCGGGUGAAGUGCAGAAUCACCAGGGACAAGAAAGGCAUGGACAGAGGCAUGUAUCCCACCUACUAUCUUCACUUGGAGCGAGAGGACGGCAAGAAGGUGUUCCUGUUAGCCGGCAGGAAGAGAAAAAAAAGCAAAACUUCCAAUUACCUCAUCUCCAUCGAUCCCACCGAUCUGUCCCGAGGUGGAGAAAGCUUCAUUGGUAAAUUGAGGUCAAACCUCAUGGGGACCAAGUUCACUGUAUACGACAGCGGUCUCAACCCCAUGAAGACCACCAGCAGCCUCGAAGCCUGCAACAUGCGCCAAGAGCUUGCGGCCAUUUGCUACGAAACAAACGUCUUGGGAUUUAAGGGACCCCGUAAAAUGAGCGUCAUCAUCCCCGGGAUGAACAUGGACCACGAGAGGGUGUCCAUCCGCCCACGAAAUGACCACGAGUCAUUGCUGGCGAGGUGGCAGAACAAGAACACGGAAAGUGUGAUUGAACUGCAUAACAAAACUCCAGUGUGGAACGACGAUACGCAAUCGUACGUCCUCAACUUCCACGGCAGAGUCACUCAGGCUUCUGUCAAGAAUUUCCAAAUUAUCCACGACAACGACCCCGACUACAUCGUGAUGCAGUUCGGCCGCGUGGCCGAGGACGUCUUCACCAUGGACUACAACUACCCGAUGUGCGCCCUCCAAGCCUUCGCCAUCGCCCUCUCCAGCUUCGACAGCAAGUUAGCCUGCGAAUAGACGGCAGCCCGGCGCGUGCAGCGGCCUCAUCAAGGGCUCUUCAUGAAAAAAAAAAACUGGGCGCUGGUCCGACAACUCCCGAAAAAAAAAAAAACACGUAUCCCAAAAUGCUUUACGGCUUUCAAGGUCUGCGUGGACGAGCGUGUGUGUGUGUGCGUCCGAGGCAGGGGAGAUGCUCCAUGUGGGGCGUCAAGCACAAAAAACAAAAUCAACGUUUUUUUGUAAACAUUUUCGAAUGCGUGCACAUUCGAAAGAAUCAACCGUUCCUUUAAGCACUCGCUAGAGAGGUAGAACAUUCUUUAUCUGUGACUAAUAACUGCAUAUUUGUACAUUUUUGAAGUUGGCCGAAUUUUGUGUACAGUACCCGUCAUGAAAAUAACCCAAGGUUAAAACAAGCGACCAAAAAAGAAAUAAAUAAACAAAAUAAAAUAAAUACCCAUCCUCAAGCAUGAAGAGUCAUACAGUUCCUAGAUUCAAAAUAACACGCAUGUCACAGGCUAUUUAUUUUGUUAUUUAUCUAUUUAUGACACGCUUCUUUGGACAGUAUUGGCUCUGCGGGGGUCUGCAGGCAACGUCAAAGGCAAAGUGCCCCCCCCCUCCCCCACCCCCACGACGAUUGGACGUGGGCGGGGCAAAGGCACCCUCCACCGCGCCGCGUGCCGCGCGAAAUCCUUCCGCCGGGGUCACGUACGCGAAUGUAUCGAAUAUUGGUGCACUUUAAUUUCAAGCCGGGAGUGGAUGCGAUCUCGCCGUACGUUCUGUCGUUUCUUGUGCCUUUUGAACACCGACUGCAAGUGUCGCGCUUUGGCUGUCAAGUGAGCUCGUUGCUGUUCUCGCGAUCACCCUCUCCCCCCCCCCCCCCCGGGGGUCAUUUGAGGUCACCGAAAUCAGUGCCCCGGUGCGGACCUGGUUCUCAAUAAUCAAACAAAAACGUUGAUAAGAAGCCCAAAUAAAAGAAUCAAGUUGGAUGAUAGCUUGAUCAGAGAUUAUUUUCUUUUAGUCCCCUUUUUAUUUCACUCUGGUGAUGUAACAUUUGUGCUUAGUAGAGCGUCCGAUGCCGUUUGGAUCGGACUUGGAUUUGUCACAGCCUCAACACUUGCAUAGAUGCGCGUCUUUGAAAUAUUUUUAUACCUCCGCUGAUGUGACAGUUGGCUAAAAGGUAGUCUUUUUCUAGAGUAAAAUUUAGGCGGCACGUCCUUUCUCACCAUUUUGUACCCCCCGCCCCACCUCAAAACACACACACGCAAAAAAAAAAAAAAAAAAAAAGAAUCAUCAAAAUGAAGGCAAAGAACAAUCUCUGGCACCACAAUUAUUACUGUGGCUCACGAGGAACUCUUAUCAGAUGUGCUAUUCUUGUACUUUGUGUUCUAACUAUUUGGGAGUUCUAUUUUGAAACUCGUUAUUUCUGUGAAGUCUGCUUUUCGGCACACGUGUUCAGGAUCCCCCCCAGCCCCCACUCCCCCCGCGCUUCUUUCAAUUUCUGUUUUUCGUGCUUGUGAUGAUGUACAGUGAAUGCCGUAAGAUUUACA